Drosophila melanogaster (fruit fly) is the source of this 25666-nucleotide messenger RNA. It is a transcript of the gene Strn-Mlck, whose product is annotated as Stretchin-Mlck. The record is from RefSeq and is marked reviewed. Gene Ontology annotation, molecular function: myosin light chain kinase activity; ATP binding; protein serine/threonine kinase activity. NCBI's taxonomy places the organism in Eukaryota, Metazoa, Arthropoda, Insecta, Diptera, Drosophilidae. Bases 575 to 25342 code for a protein of 8255 amino acids. The transcript is spliced from 27 exons. Gene Ontology annotation, biological process: anatomical structure morphogenesis; cell differentiation; animal gross anatomical part developmental process.
AGUCUGAGAAAAACGAUCGGAGAUCCAGGAGGUGUCUGCUGGACGUGGUGUGCGCCAUUCGAACCGAACGCCGAUGCUGUGUUGUACAUAUUGUUUAUAUAUAGAAAGAUAGAACAUCACUGUGUUCCCAAAGUGUGAGUGCGAGUGUGUGUGUGCGAGUGUCUGGUGGAUUUCAAAUUGGAAUUGGAAGAGGAAUACGUGUAUAUGCGCUGCACCAUCAGCAACAGUUUGAAAUAAUGCCACAGGCUGAAAAUGUGAAUAUAUCCUAAUUACACAUUUUCCGAUUCAUUGUGCCCGACGGAAUACGCGUAAUUACCAGCGGAAAAUUUCAUUUCAGUGAAUCGGAAACGGAAAAAUUCAAAUUUUUACCGUCGUUUGUGUGCGGCGUUUGUUCUAAAUAUAAAUAAUAAAAAAAAAAAAAUAUAUUAAAUCGCUUUCGGUUAAUGCCGCCUCGAAAAUACCCAUCCGACAAUACUGCGCCCUAAUCCUACACAGAAAGUCCUGCCAGUCCCAUGCCAAAGUGGCCCGGUUUCGGCUAAUCGGCUAAUUAUAUAGUGAGACCUGAGACCCGAGCAUGGAGAGAUCGCCAGCAGCCAAUGCCGCGGAGCCUCCUGGCGAGGAUGGGGUGCCCGAGGCGGGCCACCGACCACCACCUCGCAUCACGUUCAGCGAGAACUCCAGUUCCCUGAUCCGCUGCAUCCCCAACGAACGGGCCACGUUCUUCGUGAAGAUCGAUUGCUCCGAAGAGGAUGAGCCCGAGCUGCUGCCCUUCAAAUUCGAGUGGAGCCGAGGUGAGAUUCCCAUUGAAAAUUCCGAUCGCUUCCGCAUCACGGCCACCAGCAAUGCCGUCCAGCUGGCCGUGGAGCAUGUGCAGCGGGAAGACGCCGGCCACUACACGCUGUUCGCCCGGACGAAGAGGCAGGAUGUGGUGCGCAGGCACGUCGAGCUCAUCGUGGAGGACAGAUCCACGGGCGACGAUCCGCCGGUGUUCGUGCGCCGCCUGCCCGACCUAUCCGUCAAAGUGGGCACCCGGACACGCCUCCUAACCGAAAUACGCAGCUCAACAGAUCUUAAGCUAACCUGGUACAGAAAUGAUCGGAGAGUGUGCGCAAACGACCGGAUCACGGAAGUCAAUGAAGGCACCUUCCACUACUUGGAGAUUAGUCCCGUGACGCUGGACGACGGUGGUCAGUGGAUGCUAAUGGCGGAGAACUUUGGUGGACGCAACUCCUGCCUGGGAACACUGAACGUCUUGGUGCCGAAGGCCUACAAAACACCCGAAUUCGUGGAGGAACUGCGCGCAGUGCUCACGGAACAGGGAACCGUCUCGCUGGAAUGCAAGGUGGUGGGUGUGCCCACGCCUCAUUUGCGCUGGUUCAAGGACUCCAAGGAAAUCAAGGCCGGCGACAUCUUCGCCCUGACCGCCAACGCAGAUGACCCCACCUCGCUGGGCACGUACACGUGUGAGGCGCGAAACUGUAUGGGCGUCACCUACUCCAGCUCCAAGGUGCAUGUGGUGGGACGCGGAAGUCGAGAGGGAUCUCUCAAGCCAGCGGACAGCGUGGCAAGCAAUGCUCCGCCUCCGAUAUUCACGAACGAACUGCGAGACAUGAGCCUGCUCAUCGGGGAGACCAUCAUUCUCGGCUGUCAAGUGGUGGUGCCGCCGUGGCCGAAGAGCGUCUGCUGGUACAAUGCGAGCGGACGAGUGGAGACCGCCGAGCGGUACAAGCUGAUCGAGGACGGCCUGGGCGUCUACAUGAUCGAGGUGAAGCCAUCGGAGUCCUGCGAUGCCGGCGAAUGGAAAUGCGUGGUGACCAGCUUCGAUGGCAGUAUGGGCAUUUCAACGUGCUCCGUUGCCAUGGACAUACCUAGGAACUAUCGCAAGCCCAGGUUCAUGGAGAGUCUGCGCGCCGUGCUCACCGAGGAGGGACUGGUGUCCUUCGAGUGCAAGGUGGUUGGCUUUCCAACGCCCGUGCUCAAGUGGUUCAAGGAUGGACACGAACUGAAGCCGGGCGAUGUCUACCAGCUGACGGGCACCAACUCAUUGGGCACCUACUGCUGCAUUGCGCGUAAUUGCAUGGGUGAAACCAGCAGCACUGCCGUCCUCACCGUGGAGGACAUUCAGAACCAGCUGACCGACGAGGAGCGACUUGUCUUCAACCAACAGAAUCAGAACCAAGCACCAAAAUUUCUAAUUGGACUGAAAAGCACGGAUGCUAAGAUCAACGAACCCUUUCAGUUCAAGGUGGUGGUGAAGGCCACGCCGAAUCCAAUACUAUCCUGGUUCCGGGACGAGCUGCCCAUUGAUCCGAACGAAAGAUAUAACCAUUAUCGGGGUGAAAACGAAGACUGGCUGCUGGACAUCAAGUCCGUGGAGUUUGUUGAUCAAGCGGAGUGGAAGUGCGUGGCCGUGAAUGAUUUCGGCACCAGCAUCACUUCCUGCUUCCUGAAGCUGCAGAUCCCGCGACACUACAAGAAACCCCGCUUCCUGGAAUGCCUGCGCGCCGUGCUCACUGAGGAGGGAGCCGUGAAUCUGGAGUGCAAGGUCAUCGGAGUUCCUCAGCCCGCGCUCAAGUGGUACAAGGAUGGGGUGGAGCUGAAACCGGGCGAUAUUCACCGGAUUAUUUCUGGACAGGAUGGCACCUGCUGCCUGGGCACUUACACGUGUGAAGCGAAGAACUGCAUGGGUAUCGUUGCCAGUUCGGCCUCGCUUCUGGGCUUUGAGGAUGCCCAAAGAAGUCAGCAGCAAAAGAGCGAGCAACUGCACGAAAAUGAGUUACAAAGAAAUUACUCCCUGUCAACCAUCCAGGAGGAGCGCACCUCCCAGCUGUACGAGACGCCAGUCGGAGACAUAACCAUCGAUGAAAAGGGCGACGUGUCCUUCUCCUUCGACGGCAAGGAGGUAUCGGUUUCGCUCUACGAGACUCCCGAUCUUACGGAGGAGGAAGCCCUAAAGAUUGUCGAAAUGUAUGCCGAUCAAAUCUCGGAGCAUGUUACUGAGCACAACAUCGUCGAACUGCCACCACUGCGCUUCGUCAAAGAGACCUCGCAAUCGGGAAAACUUCUGAUGGAAGCGGUGGUCAUCGACAUUUCACCUGAAUACUUUACAGUCGAGGACGAUAUGCGAACUGAGGCUGAUAUGGAUGACAUUUCCAUAAACGAGAUCACGGUACACGGCUCUUCCGGAAGGGAAGGCCGAGUGGACCGAGAGACUGAGCAGUAUGUUCAGCAAUCCUUUGACAAAAUGGAGGAGGAACUAUCGCUAUCAGCGCCAAUUCGAAAGCGAAAGAAGUCCAAGCCCACGGAAACGGAUGAGUUCUUUAGCUUAUCCAAAGCGUCCGGCAGUCAAGGUGAUGAGGAGACAUCGGAAUUGCAAACCUUUGCCAGUGCCCAGAUGUCCGCAUCACAAAAAGCAGCCUCUGGUGCACAAGCUAGUCCGGAGAAGGACAAGGAUUCAGUGGCACCGCCAAAGCGUAAAAAGUCCAAAAAACCCACAGAUACCGAUUCCUCGAAGACAACAGAGGAUGAUGCUCGUCUGCAGGAUAUAUCGGGAGCAGUGGGAGACGGACUAAUGGUAACUCAAUCCUCCCAUGCCAAGGUUGUUUCCGAUGAGAAUGAGAUCAAUAAAAAUCUGAUUGCCCUCGUUCCGCUCGCAAAGUUGCUAAAGGUUAUCGACAAUCAUUUGAGUGCCGUCGAGAAUGAAGUGAUGGAACAGUCCACCAUGAUGAUGACUCCGUCGGCAGCGGAUCAGAGCAUAGCCAUCAUCCGCAACAUAAUCGAGCCCAUCAAGCAAAUCGAAUCGAAAUUAAGAGUAUACUCUGGCGAGACCCAAAUCGACGCCCUCAUCCAAUCGAUGGAUGAGGAUAUUCGACGACUGCACAUGGGUCUACAGGUCAUUGAAAAGUGCGUGGAGAUCGACGAGACUGGAGCCACGCUCAUCCAACGCACCAGUGUCUGUAUCAUUGACAGCGUGGCCGAGCAAAUGAAGAGAGCGCUGGAGGAGCUGAAAAUCGUUAGUAGGAAGUUUGAAUCGGAGUGUCUACGAGCCCAAAUCGAACUGACUGCCGAUGACAUCCAACAGGGAUUAGAGAUCACGCAGGGCACAAUUAAAUCACAGGCUCUUCUGCAGGAGGCGCAAGAACUGGAGGCAGCAAAGCAUUUUUCGGAAACGGUUGAAAAAAUGCAAGAAGUGCCCGAUUCCAUGUCCUUUGCCACCAUUUCGGAGGCCAAUCUGCCCAGCGAAGCAAGCGCUCUAAAGGAUAUUUGUCAGCCGGUGGCAAAGAUACAGGAAGCCCUAGAGCGCGUCGAAAUGGAAUUAUCGCUUGAGGAGUCCGAGGAGCAGAUCUACAAGAAGGUGCACCAGAAGGUGCUGGAGAGCAUUGUGGAGCCGAUUAAGCAGCUGCAAUCCACACUGCAGUCCAUUGAAGAUAAGACUGAGUCUCUCGCAGGAUCCGAGUCAAUUGAGCAGAAAAUAAACAUGGCCAUUUUGGAUAUCGUUACACCCCCUCUUUUCGAACUCAAAAAGGGUCUAGAAGUAAUCCUUAACGAAAAAUCAGGAAGUGUGGAGGGAGGAAUGCGGACAGUUAGCACAGUGGAAUCGAUGGUGCCCCCCUUGCAGGAGAUUCAAAAUGGUCUGGCGCAACUGGGCCAAGAACUGCAAAGUGGUCAGGACUCCGUGCCUCAGGAGCAACUGCGAUCUGAGCCAGUAAUGGGUGUUGCUGAUACCCAGAAGCUCUUACAAUCAUUUGCCCAGGCUGUCUUACAUUUUGAGACGAACAUCGAAAGGAUCUCUGCCCGACUAUCUCCCAACGUUAAGAUCCGCUUGCUGAACCUAAAGGAUGAACUGUCAGCUCUAAUUGGCGCAAUUUUGGAAAGAGAAAUUACCGGACAUCAUGUAGAAUUGCUGGACAGACUAAAGCGGCCCGUCGACGAGCUAAACUACUGCAUCCGUCAGACAGAGGUCAAGAAUAUGACUGGAUCUUUGGCCGACCUGAUUGAACCACUGAGUAUGUUACAGGAGAACACCCAAAAAGGUCACCAACGCUUGCUAGUCGCUCGGGAACCCGAUCAGCAGGCUCUUCAGACCCUGGACAACAUACGCAGUCUUAUCCGCAACGUGGUCAUCGAUAUAGAAGAGCACGAGUUUAAGAUCCUACAGCAAGAGAUUCAACAGGAUGAGGAGCAAGCGUCGCAGCAGCAGGACAAAUCAUUCAGCGCGCUGCGGAAAGUGCUGGAGACCAAGGUGUCCCUGGAAGAAGCUGUUGGUAACAUAGAAACCCUGCAGGAAGCGUUAAACAAAAUUAGUGAAAACCCAAAGGCUUCGGAACGAGUGAAGAGCUCCUCAAACGAAGCCCAAGUGUAUCUUCUUCGUAUUCUGCAAAUUGCUAAAGGACUGGCGACAUUUAGCGAGGCAGAAACAACACUCGACGUCAACGAGGCCAAUACGACUAGAAUUCUUUUCGAGUGUGGCAAAAGUUUUGCUGACUUGGCUAAAGCCCUACACAGUCCCGAAUCUUUGACUGAGAGUGAGUUCAUAAAUGCACUGAAUCAGUUUGGUGACAUUGUUGGCCAACAGAAGGAGUCAAUGGAUGAAAAGCUAUCCAUUGCCAGUCCGCUCUCCAGUCUGAUUCAUGUGCUCCAAAAUCUGAAGCCCCCGCGAGCUUCAAUGGAGGAUUUAUCCACCUUGGAUGAUGUGUCAGUGCUUAAGUCAGUCGCAGAGUCUUUGCCCACUGAUCCGGAUGUGGAAGUGCCCAAAGGUACCGAGAAACCAUCGACUGUUGCUGUCCUACUGUCCGAUUUGAACCAGGGAAUCACCUCGGUUCUUUCGCAUAGUGAAGAUCCUGACGUGGUUUCCCUAUCGGGAACAGCUGCACAGCAGGUACAGGCAGCCCUUGUUAAGAUGCAAGAGCUGCAAAGUAGCUUGGCAGUGGUUCAGGAAACCAACUUGGUGGAAGCGGCUCAUUCGAUGUCAGAGGCCAGUCAACAGGGAACUUUCGCCGAGGCGCUCUGCAGCUUGGAACGCUGUGUUCUUCAGGUGGAGGAGUGUAUGGCCCACAGUGGCGUCGAGAGUUUGACCGAUCUCGAACUGUCCAAGCUCAAGACUUUGGCCACUCCAUUGCACGAUGUGAGGCAAUACUGCGAGCAGAUCGAUGUGCAACUUUUGGAAAAUGUCAUUGAUAUAUCUACACACGGAGAUAUCUCUGAACUUAAGAGCAGUGGUCAUCAGCAAACCGUAUCAGAUCACAUCCAGGAAGUAGCCGUUGUGGAGGAAGAGCCCCAAGUGGAGGUUUUCGAUAUACAACAAGGUGUCGCCAGUGGCAUCAAGCAAUUAGAAGCCUGUCUGGAAGUUACCCAGACAGAUGCCAAUAAAGAACUUCAGCAAGUUGGCAAAAUAAUGGAGCAACUGAAGUCAGAUCUGGAGAACAUACAGAUCGCCCUUGUCACUGAUACCGUGCAACAGGAAACCGUUCUGGCCCAAGCGCAAAUAGCUCGCACCAUGUUCAGAUUGAAGGAGUGCUUGGUGCACACGUAUGAAUCUGGCUUGGUGGACUCCUUGGAGAACGUAGAGAGUGCCUUUGAAGACAUACUGCUUUCGUUACCAAUUCUGGAAAGUCAGUUGGCCGAGGAAAUGUUUGCCAAAAUCGAAAAGGCAUUUGCUAACUUUGUUGCGUACUGUGAGCGUCCAGAAGCUGUGGACUAUCAAAAAUUGAAAACUCUAAAGCAACCUAUUGAGAAUCUAGUGGGUUCAAUUGGAGCUGUGGCCGCGCAGCCCACCGUAGAUGUCGACAAAUCAUCUUCGGUUGUUGUUCAGCUUCAGACUAGUCUAAUGGCUGCUUUUCGGUGCAUAAACGAUGUCAGCGAGCAGAUUAGUAACGAAGUCUUAGGUGGUCUUUUGAAGACACAAAGCAGCUUAGUGGCUGUCUUUGAUUUUAUUGAGGGCAAUGACAAUACAAUUCGUGUCAUAGAACUUCUACAGGAAAUGGAUUCGAUCACUGCGGAAUUGAAGGCAUUGUCCGAAAUUCAUGUUGAACCCACAGUGCCAAUCGAUAUAGGCAUAAUUAUUGAAAACGUUUCGUCUGGAAAGGCGUUCCUUACCGAAAUCGAGGAAGGACUUCGAGUUAAUAAUCCGACAUGUAUUCUUUUGCUAGAUGAAAAUACAGACGAUAUCGCUCAGCUCGAGGCAACUCUUGUGCAAAUCGAGAAAGAAAUCCUUUCUCAACCGCAACUCAGUCAGAUAACCACUAAGCAGUUUGCUCUCAUAGAUGCACUGCAGCUGCAGAUCAGUAAUCUUCAGGAAAAACUUAACAAACUGAACGUGUUUCUUUCCGAACUUCAAAGUCAAUCGGAUGUCUCCUCACCUGAAUCAGCUUUGGAUACUGACAUAGAUCUUAAAGAAGGAUCUGGAAGCCAGGAAGACAUUGAACCCGAGGCUAAAAGACCCAAAAUGCUGGAAUCCGAGCAACAACUGGAUUCUUACAAACAAACCGAAACUCAAGAAGAAGUGCCUAAGGAAACGGAUGAUGAAACCAAGAAAGAUAUUGAAGUCGAAUCAAAGCUAGAAAACCAAAAUGAGUUGGUUGCUAAAAAAGAUGAACAGAAGGCAGAUAAAGUAUCCGAACAAGAAAAACUCCAAGAGAGUAAACAACAAACAGAGGUGGAUGAUACGCAAAAAUCAACUGAAGUUGUAUCUCAAAAAGCAUCGCCUGAAAAUAUUUUGGAAGCCUUAUCGGAAAAAUUAUCCCAAUCUCCAAACAAUGCUACGCAAAAUGAUGAAAUUAAAACAAUCAUGACAGAAUGCCAAGAUAUUCUUGAUAAUAUUGAUAAUAUCGAAAAAGUUUCAAAGUCUAUAUUCAAGUUGAGAGAGCACAUUGUUCACACCUUUGAUGGCAAACCACCAGAGGAACAGACCGAGAAGGAACUUGUUGAAAAACUUAUUGAAUCCCUCUUCGAAUCCUGUCCAGAAGCCACUGAGCACGUUAUUCAAACCUACAUAAAAGAAAUUAAAACCAACAUUAUUUUAACAAAAGCGGCAAUUCAACUUAUUGACGAUAGCAACUUGUUCACAAAGCCGUCUCUGCUAGUUCCCAAACUGGUAAAUCUUGAAAAACUUUCAGAAUUAACUCAAACGGUGAAACUUAUUGAUAAGUCAUCGAAAGAAAUGAUUGGCUUGCAACAGAAUUUAAUGGAUAUAUUUAUUAUACUUGAUGACCUUCUGGAUGAAAGAACAGAAAAAAUUAAUCCGAAAAUAGAGAAUAUAAAAAAAAUAUUGCUGAGUGAAUAUGACUAUAUUGAGAAAAAAGAAGGACAACUUAAUACUGCUGUGGUUAAUGGAAAAAUUAAAUUAAUAACUGAAAAGAUUCUUGACAUUUGUGAAGAGUUCAAACAAAUUAUUGAAAGUCAAAACCAAAAUAAGGAUGCAGCAGGAGAUAUCAAAAAGUCUGAAACUGAAGAUGUUGUUGACCAUUCAAUAGAAAAGAAGAUUGAAGAACCCAAGAGAUCAGAAAAAAAAGACUUGGAUAAGGAAUUCCUGGAAGAAAAAGAACUAAAGGCAAGUGCGAAAAAGCAAGGUGAUCAGGAUAUCGAACAGAAGUCCCAGAAACCAGAAGUAUCUGAGGUCGUAGCUGAGAAGAUAUCUGAAGGAAAGAUUGAAGAACCAAAGAAACCUGAAGAAAUGGACACUGAAGCUAAAUCAGAGAAAGCUACAGUCUUGGAUAAGCAAGUCCUGGAAGAAAAAGAACUAGAGGCUAGUGCAGAAAAGCAAGGUGAUCAGGAUGUCGAAAAGAAGUCCCAGAAACCAGAAGUAUCUGAGGUCGUAGCUGAGAAGAUAUCUGAAGAAACAAUUGAAGAGCCAAAGAAACCUGAAGUAAAGGACACUGAGAUUAAAUCAGAGAAAGCCACAGCCUUGGAUAAGCAAGUCCUGGAAGAAAAGGAACUAGAGGCUAGUGCACAAAAGCAAUGUGAUCAGGAUGUCGAAAAGAAGUCCCAGAAACCAGAAGUAUCUGAGAUCGUAGCUGAGAAAAUAUCUGAAAAAACAAUUGAAGAGCCAAAGAAACCUGAAGUAAAGGACACUGAGAUUAAAUCAGAGAAAGCCACAGCCUUGGAUAAGCAAGUCCUGGAAGAAAAGGAACUAGAGGCUAGUGCACAAAAGCAAGGUGAUCAGGAUGUCGAAAAGAAGUCCCAGAAACCAGAAGUAUCUGAGGUCGUAGCUGAGAAAAUAUCUGAAGAAACAAUUGAAGAGCCAAAGAAACCUGAAGUAAAGGAAACUGAGGUUAAAUCAGAGAAAGCUACAGUCUUGGAUAAGCAAGUCCUGGAAGAAAAGGAACUAGAGGCUAGUGCACAAAAGCAAGGUGAUCAGGAUGUCGAAAAGAAGUUCCAGAAAGCAGAAGUAUCUGAGGUCGUAGCUGAGAAGAUAUCUGAAGAAACAAUUGAAGAGCCAAAGAAACCUGAAGUAAAGGACACUGAGAUUAAAUCAGAGAAAGCCACAGCCUUGGAUAAGCAAGUCCUGGAAGAAAAGGAACUAGAGGCUAGUGCACAAAAGCAAGGUGAUCAGGAUGUCGAAAAGAAGUCCCAGAAACCAGAAGUAUCUGAAGUCAUAGCUGAGAAGAUAUCUGAGGAAAAGAUUGAAGAACCAAAGAAACCUGAAGAAAAGGAAACUGAGGUUAAAUCAGAGAAAGCUACAGUCUUGGAUAAGCAAGUCCUGGAAGAAAAGGAACUAGAGGCUAGUGCACAAAAGCAAGGUGAUCAGGAUGUCGAGAAAAGGUCCCAGAAACCAGAAGUAUCUGAGGUCGUAGCUGAGAAGGUAUCUGAAGGAAAGAUUGAAGAACCAAAGAAACCUGAAGUAAAGGAAACAGAAGCUAAAUCAGAGAAAGCCACAACUUUGGAUAUGCAAGUCCUGGAAGAAAGAGAACUAGAGGCUAGUGCACAAAAGCAAGGUGAUCAGGAUGUCGAAAAGAAGUCCCAGAAACCAGAAGUAUCUGAAGUCAUAGCUGAGAAGAUAUCUGAAGAAAAGAUUGAAGAACCAAAGAAACCUGAAGAAAAGGAAACUGAGGUUAAAUCAGAGAAAGCUACAGUCUUGGAUAAGCAAGUCCUGGAAGAAAAAGAACUAGAGGCUAGUGCACAAAAGCAAGGUGAUCAGGAUGUCGAAAAGAAGUCCCAGAAACCAGAAGUAUCUGAGGUCGUAGCUGAGAAGGUAUCUGAAGGAAAGAUUGAAGAACCAAAGAAACCUGAAGUAAAGGAAACUGAGGUUAAAUCAGAGAAAGCCACAACUUUGGAUAAGCAAGUCCUGGAAGAAAAAGAACUAGAGGCUAGUGCACAAAAGCAAGGUGAUCAGGAUGGAAAAUCUCGAGAUGAUAUUAUUAAAACAUUGAAAGAAAGGCUCACAGAAUUAUCCAAGGCAUUAGGAUCUAGUGUCGAUGAAAUUUUGAGAGAAAGUCGGGAAAUUGUCAAUAACCUUGAAGAUGAUAAGGUAGUGGCAAAACAUUUAUUCAAAUUAAGAGACCAUAUAGUUCACACCUAUGACGGAAAAAGAGGAGAAGAAAAUAAAGAAAAAGAACUCUUCGAAUCCUUUAUUGAAUUGUUGUGUGAGGCCUCCCCUGAAGCAGCUGAGAAAGUAAAACUCAACUAUCUUAAGGAAAUUAAAACCAAUGUGAUUUUAACAAAAGCUACUAUUCAACUUAUCGACGACUCUAACAUGUUCACCAAACCGUCCUUAUUAAUCCCCAAACUUUUAAAUUUGGAGAGAGUUGCCGUUAAAAUUCAAUCAGAAACAUAUGUUGAUAAGUCAUCGGAAAAAAUGAUUAGUUUGCAACAGAGUCUUAUGGAUAUUUUCGUAAUUCUUGAUGACUUUUUAGAUGACGAGACGGAAGUUUUAAAACCAAAAAUUGAAAAUAUUAAAACAACGUUGCUCAGUGACUAUGAUUAUAUUGAAAAAAAAGAUGGACCCCUCUUAACGGCUGUAAUAAAUGGAAAGAUUAAUGUUGUAUCCCAACAUAUCUUAACUAUUAUUGAAGAAGUUAAACAAUUGACUGAAAAUCAUGAUCAAAAGGAAAAAGACGUGUCCAACGCGGAGGCGGAUAAUUUCGCCGACGAAAAGCGAGAAGAAAGUCAAAAGGAGGAGAUUAAGGACUCUGAAGCAAAGCACAAGAAAUCGAAGGUUUCGGAGAAGAAAUCAAUCGAAGAAGAGAAACUUGAAGACAAGAAAGAAAAACAGACGGAGUCUGCUAUUGAUGAAAAAUCCCAAAAGGCUGAGGUGUCCGAAAUUGUCUCCGAAAAGAUUACUGAUGAGAAGGCACAAGAAAGCCAAAAGAAGGAGGUUAAGGGUUCUGAAGCCAAGCCUAAGAAAGCAAAGGUCUUGGAGAAGAAAUCAAUCGAAGAAGAGAAACUUGAAGACAAGAAAGAAAAACAGACAGAGUCUGCUAUUGAUGAAAAAUCCCAAAAGGCUGAGGUGUCCGAAAUUGUCUCCGAAAAGAUUACUGAUGAGAAGGCACAAGAAAGCCAAAAGAAGGAGGUUAAGGAUUCUGAAGCCAAGCCUAAGAAGGCAAAGGUCUUGGAGAAGAAAUCAAUCGAAGAAGCGAAACUUGAAGACAAGAAAGAAACACAGACGGACUCUGCUAUUGAUGAAAAAUCCCAAAAGGCUGAGGUGUCCGAAACUGUCUCCGAAAAGAUUACUGAUGAGAAGGCACAAGAAAGUCAAAAGGAGGAGGUUAAGGAUUCUGAAGCCAAGCCUAAGAAGGCAAAGGUCUUGGAGAAGAAAUCAAUCGAAGAAGAGAAACUUGAAGACAAGAAAGAAAAACAGACGGAGUCUGCUAUUGAUGAAAAAUCCCAAAAGGCUGAGGUGUCCGAAAUUGUCUCCGAAAAGAUUACUGAUGAGAAGGCACAAGAAAGCCAAAAGAAGGAGGUUAAGGAUUCUGAAGCCAAGCCUAAGAAGGCAAAGGUCUUGGAGAAGAAAUCAAUCGAAGAAGAGAAACUUGAAGACAAGAAAGAAACACAGACGGACUCUGCUAUUGAUGAAAAAUCCCAAAAGGCUGAGGUGUCCGAAAUUGUCUCCGAAAAGAUUACUGAUGAGAAGGCACAAGAAAGUCAAAAGGAGGAGGUUAAGGAUUCUGAAGCCAAGCCUAAGAAGGCAAAGGUCUUGGAGAAGAAAUCAAUCGAAGAAGAGAAACUUGAAGACAAGAAAGAAAAACAGACGGAGUCUGCUAUUGAUGAAAAAUCCCAAAAGGCUGAGGUGUCCGAAAUUGUCUCCGAAAAGAUUACUGAUGAGAAGGCACAAGAAAGCCAAAAGAAGGAGGUUAAGGGUUCUGAAGCCAAGCCUAAGAAAGCAAAGGUCUUGGAGAAGAAAUCAAUCGAAGAAGAGAAACUUGAAGACAAGAAAGAAAAACAGACAGAGUCUGCUAUUGAUGAAAAAUCCCAAAAGGCUGAGGUGUCCGAAAUUGUCUCCGAAAAGAUUACUGAUGAGAAGGCACAAGAAAGUCAAAUGGAGGAGGUUAAGGAUUCUGAAGCCAAGCCUAAGAAGGCAAAGGUCUUGGAGAAGAAAUCAAUCGAAGAAGAGAAACUUGAAAACAAGAAAGAAAAACAGACGGAGUCUGCUAUUGAUGAAAAAUCCCAAAAGGCUGAGGUGUCCGAAAUUGUCUCCGAAAAGAUUACUGAUGAGAAGGCACAAGAAAGCCAAAAGAAGGAGGUUAAGGAUUCUGAAGCCAAGCCUAAGAAAGCAAAGGUCUUGGAGAAGAAAUCAAUCGAAGAAGAGAAACUUGAAGACAAGAAAGAAAAACAGACGGAGUCUGCUAUUGAUGAAAAAUCCCAAAAGGCUGAGGUGUCCGAAAUUGUCUCCGAAAAUAUUACUGAUGAGAAGGCACAAGAAAGCCAAAAGAAGGAGGUUAAGGAUUCUGAAGCCAAGCCUAAGAAAGCAAAGGUCUUGGAGAAGAAAUCAAUCGAAGAAGAGAAACUUGAAGACAAGAAAGAAACACAGACGGACUCUGCUAUUGAUGAAAAAUCCCAAAAGGCUGAGGUGUCCGAAAUUGUCUCCGAAAAGAUUACUGAUGAGAAGGCACAAGAAAGUCAAAAGGAGGAGGUUAAGGAUUCUGAAGCCAAGCCUAAGAAGGCAAAGGUCUUGGAGAAGAAAUCAAUCGAAGAAGAGAAACUUGAAGACAAGAAAGAAAAACAGACGGAGUCUGCUAUUGAUGAAAAAUCCCAAAAGGCUGAGGUGUCCGAAAUUGUCUCCGAAAAUAUUACUGAUGAGAAGGCACAAGAAAGCCAAAAGAAGGAGGUUAAGGAUUCUGAAGCCAAGCCUAAGAAAGCAAAGGUCUUGGAGAAGAAAUCAAUCGAAGAAGAGAAACUUGAAGACAAGAAAGAAAAACAGACGGAGUCUGCUAUUGAUGAAAAAUCCCAAAAGGCUGAGGUGUCCGAAAUUGUCUCCGAAAAGAUUACUGAAGAGAAGGCACAAGAAAGCCAAAAGAAGGAGGUUAAGGAUUCUAAAGCCAAGCCUAAGAAAGCAAAGGUCUUGGAGAAGAAAUCAAUCGAAGAAGCGAAACUUGAAGACAAGAAAGAAACACAGACGGACUCUGCUAUUGAUGAAAAAUCCCAAAAGGCUGAGGUGUCCGAAAUUGUCUCCGAAAAGAUUACUGAUGAGAAGGCACAAGAAAGUCAAAAGGAGGAGGUUAAGGAUUCUGAAGCCAAGCCUAAGAAGGCAAAGGUCUUGGAGAAGAAAUCAAUCGAAGAAGAGAAACUUGAAAACAAGAAAGAAAAACAGACGGAGUCUGCUAUUGAUGAAAAAUCCCAAAAGGCUGAGGUGUCCGAAAUUGUCUCCGAAAAGAUUACUGAUGAGAAGGCACAAGAAAGCCAAAAGAAGGAGGUUAAGGGUUCUGAAGCUAAGCCUAAGAAAGCAAAGGUCUUGGAGAAGAAAUCAAUCGAAGAAGAGAAACUUGAAGACAAGAAAGAAAAACAGACGGAGUCUGCUAUUGAUGAAAAAUCCCAAAAGGCUGAGGUGUCCGAAAUUGUCUCCGAAAAGAUUACUGAUGAGAAGGCACAAGAAAGUCAAAAGGAGGAGGUUAAGGAUUCUGAAGCCAAGCCUAAGAAAGCAAAGGUCUUGGAGAAGAAAUCAAUCGAAGAAGCGAAACUUGAAGACAAGAAAGAAACACAGACGGACUCUGCUAUUGAUGAAAAAUCCCAAAAGGCUGAGGUGUCCGAAAUUGUCUCCGAAAAGAUUACUGAUGAGAAGGCACAAGAAAGUCAAAAGGAGGAGGUUAAGGAUUCUGAAGCCAAGCCUAAGAAAGCAAAGGUCUUGGAGAAGAAAUCAAUCGAAGAAGCGAAACUUGAAGACAAGAAAGAAACACAGACGGACUCUGCUAUUGAUGAAAAAUCCCAAAAGGCUGAGGUGUCCGAAAUUGUCUCCGAAAAGAUUACUGAUGAGAAGGCACAAGAAAGUCAAAAGGAGGAGGUUAAGGAUUCUGAAGCCAAGCCUAAGAAAGCAAAGGUCUUGGAGAAGAAAUCAAUCGAAGAAGAGAAACUUGAAGACAAGAAAGAAAAACAGACGGAGUCUGCUAUUGAUGAAAAAUCCCAAAAGGCUGAGGUGUCCGAAAUUGUCUCCGAAAAGAUUACUGAUGAGAAGGCACAAGAAAGUCAAAUGGAGGAGGUUAAGGAUUCUGAAGCCAAGCCUAAGAAAGCAAAGGUCUUGGAGAAGAAAUCAAUCGAAGAAGCGAAACUUGAAGACAAGAAAGAAACACAGACGGACUCUGCUAUUGAUGAAAAAUCCCAAAAGGCUGAGGUGUCCGAAAUUGUCUCCGAAAAGAUUACUGAUGAGAAGGCACAAGAAAGUCAAAAGGAGGAGGUUAAGGAUUCUGAAGCCAAGCCUAAGAAAGCAAAGGUCUUGGAGAAGAAAUCAAUCGAAGAAGAGAAACUUGAAGACAAGAAAGAAAAACAGACAGAGUCUGCUAUUGAUGAAAAAUCCCAAAAGGCUGAGGUGUCCGAAAUUGUCUCCGAAAAGAUUACUGAUGAGAAGGCACAAGAAAGCCAAAAGAAGGAGGUUAAGGGUUCUGAAGCCAAGCCUAAGAAAGCAAAGGUCUUGGAGAAGAAAUCAAUCGAAGAAGAGAAACUUGAAGACAAGAAAGAAAAACAGACGGAGUCUGCUAUUGAUGAAAAAUCCCAAAAGGCUGAGGUGUCCGAAAUUGUCUCCGAAAAGAUUACUGAUGAGAAGGCACAAGAAAGCCAAAAGAAGGAGGUUAAGGAUUCUGAAGCCAAGCCUAAGAAGGCAAAGGUCUUGGAGAAGAAAUCAAUCGAAGAAGAGAAACUUGAAAACAAGAAAGAAAAACAGACGGAGUCUGCUAUUGAUGAAAAAUCCCAAAAGGCUGAGGUGUCCGAAAUUGUCUCCGAAAAGAUUACUGAUGAGAAGGCACAAGAAAGCCAAAAGAAGGAGGUUAAGGAUUCUGAAGCCAAGCCUAAGAAAGCAAAGGUCUUGGAGAAGAAAUCAAUCGAAGAAGAGAAACUUGAAGACAAGAAAGAAAAACAGACGGAGUCUGCUAUUGAUGAAAAAUUCCAAAAGGCUGAGGUGUCCGAAACUGUCUCCGAAAAGAUUACUGAUGAGAAGGCAGAAGAAAGCCGAAAGGAGGAGGUUAAGGACUCUGAAGCCAAGCCUAAGAAAGCAAAGGUCUUGGAGAAGAAAUCAAUCGAAGAAGAGAAACUUGAAGACAAGAAAGAAAAACAGACAGAGUCUGCUAUUGAUGAAAAAUCCCAAAAGGCUGAGGUGUCCGAAACUGUCUCCGAAAAGAUUACUGAUGAGAAGGCACAAGAAAGCCAAAAGAAGGAGGUUAAGGAUUCUGAAGCCAAGCCUAAGAAAGCAAAGAUUUUGGAGAAGAAAUCAAUCGAAAUAGAGAAAUUGGAUGAAAAGAAAGAAAAGCAGACGGAGACUAAGGUUGCCACUGAUACCAAAUCCCAAACGGUUGAGGUUUCCGAAAUCGUUUUGGAAAAGAUAUCGGAAGAAAAGGCAGAAGAAAGCCAAAAGGUUGAACUUAAGGACUCUGAGGCCAAAUCAAAGAAGGCAAAGGUCCUGGAAAAGAAGUCAACCUUGAAAGAGAAACUCGAUGAGAAUGAUAAAAAACAGAAGGAGGAUGGCGCUACUAACAAAUCCCAAAAGGCAGAGGCUGCUGAUGUUGUUCCCGAAAAAAUAUCUGAAGAGAAGGUUGCUGAAAUAAAAACUCCUGAACCUAUGGACUCAAAGGCUAAAUCUAAACCAGAUGGAUUACCUGCCGAUGAAAAGAGUCACGGGGCUAAGGUUUCUGAAUCUGUUCCUGUAAAGAAUGAAGCUGAGAAAACAGAUCAACUUUCAGCAAAGAAACCAACUGUUCUGGAUGAGGAUCUGGUUGUUCCAAAACGAAAGCCAUAUUUGGCUGAACAAACUGCAGAUUCUAUUAGCCUGCAAACGUACAAGUCCAUGGACUCCGAGUACAAGGACCGAAAGGAAUCCCGAAGUGCCAAGCGGAAGCCCACGGUUGACAUCCAACUAACCAAUCGAAACACGGCGUCUGGCAGCGACCUCAAGCUGACUUGUGGCCUAUCGGGUCACGAGAUGAAUGUGCAAUGGUUCAAGGAUAAUUGCCCCAUCGAGAACGGUGCCAAGUACAGGAGAACAUUGAACGACGGACUGUCGUGCCUUGAAAUCAAAUCGGCCGAACUGGGUGACUCUGGCAUUUACCGAUGCAUAGCGUCCAAUCAAAAUGGAGAAGUCGAAACUAGCUGUCUUGUGACUAUAUACGAAGCACCUUCAAGUAAAUUUGGCACUCCGCCCAUAUUUACACGCAACAUUAGAGAUGCAUAUCAUUCCCAGGGUAACCAGCUCACAUUGGAGUGCAAGGUAUCUGGCAGUCCAAAGCCACAUAUUUACUGGCAGAGGGAUAAUACCCUACUGCCCAUCGAGGGCACCAAGUACCAGUAUGAGGAGCAAAGCGACGGAAUAAAACUCCUAACCAUUAACAACUUUGGCAGCAAUGAUUCCGGCUUGUACACUUGCUAUGCCGAGAGUGAAAAUGGCCAAAUGAAGAUCAGCAAAUUUGUUCAAGCCUCUGAUUAUGUUAGAGAGAGAAUUGCCGAUAAGAAACCGAUUGACAAGGUCAUCCAGGAGAUCAAACGGGAUGAAUCCUCCAGUGCCGCGGCGAACGAUACUGCAGCUGCCAAGGCGAAGGCUCGGGAGGCAAAGUUGCGACUAAAUCUGGAGACCAGCCUGAAGACCAUGACCAUCGGAAGUGGUAACAAGGCUCAGCUCAUCUGCUAUGUGACUGGCAUCAUCGAGGAUGUUCACUGGCUGAGGAACGACGAGCGGGUGACGAAGGAUGCCCGCCACAAGAUCUACAACAUAAACGGAGCCAUUAGCCUGGAAAUCUACGAUGCCCGGGUGGAGGACAGUGGCCACUACAGAUGCGUGGUGAAGAACAGCCGGCAGACGGUGGAAAGUGCUGGCCAGCUAAGUGUGCUGGAUCAGUCCACGGGAAAGUUGCCGGAAAGCUUCUCCAGUGGUAUUAUAGAAUCCUACGAUGACCAGCGUAAUGAGAUCGUGCUUAGUUGCCAGGUGAUUGGACGCCCGAGUGUCAGCUGGAUGCGUGAUGACCACUCCAUUUGCAACAACCGGUACAGAACAAUAGAAGAACCAGGUGGUGUAAGAAAGCUGGUAAUACGCAAUCCCAUAUCCUCCGAUUGUGGAAUCUUCGCCUGCUAUGCAGAGCACGAGGAUCGGAUUGACUCCACUAGCAUCACCAUCAAGGCGGCCGAUCUUAAGCGCCUGAUUAACGUCAGUCAGGAGGAGAUUCCAAGCAUUGGUGAUCAUGAGAGCACGCCUUGGUCACGUAGCCAGUCGCAUUUGAGUUCCGGUAGCCAGGUUAACGGCAAUGGAGAACUUCAUCGAGCCGGUGAUCGUGUCCUACGCAACGUGGGCAAGGGAAAGCCACUCUUCCACACUCUAUUGCACGAUCGCACUGUUUCGGAGGGAGCCAAUCUCCGGCUGGUCUGUUCCGUAUCCGGAGACGAGAAUACCCACAUCGAGUGGUUGAAGAAUCACAAACCUUUGCCCAGGAGCGACAAUCGCUAUCAGACAGUGUAUCUGAAUGGAGAAGCCUCAUUGGAGAUCUUCGCCGCGGUGGCCGAUGAUAGUGGCAACUAUACCUGCUGUGCCACCAACGAUUUUGGAGAGAGUUUAACUCAUGCCCAGCUGCGGGUAUAUAAAAACUUCAAGGAAGCCCCAUUGCCAAGUACUUUUACGCAGCCAAUUCGAGACACAUAUUCUCUCAACGAGAAUGAGUUGGUUCUGGAUUGUCGCGUACGUGGCCAGCCGCGUCCCGAAAUCCAAUGGAUCAAGGGCACGGAACCCAUUGAGGCCAGCGAGAAGUUCAAGCCGAGCGAUCAGGCCGAUGGCUAUGCCAAGCUGGUCAUCGUGAAUCCCACAGAGAAGGAUUCGGGCAUCUAUUGGUGCGUGGCCCGCAACGAGGGUGCGGAGAACAAGAUCUCCCAUCAGGUGGACUUCAAGGGACGCCAGCACUACUCGCUGGAGAAGACGCACGGAUUCUUCCAUCGCGAUCCCAACAAGCCGCACUUCCUGCUGCCGUUGGGCAAUCAGACGGUCUGCAACGGUGGCACCGUGGCCAUUUCCGCCGAAUUCAUGGAGACCAGCACACCCAUCGAGGUCAAGUGGCUUCGCGAUCGCAGGGUGGUGGAUGGACCCAAUGUCAAGGCCCUGGCCGAUCGCGGUGUCUACACGCUGACCAUCAUGAAUGCCGGUCCCGAGGUGGAAGGCACCUAUACUUGCCGCGCCUCCAAUGCCUUUGGUCGCAUCGAAUCCAAUGUCAACGUCGAUGUGGCCGUCGGAGCUGAGAAGGAUGAGCGUCCUCCGCUGUUCCUCUCGCGACCGGAUACCGAAAUGAAGAUCGCCGUCGGUGAUCCCUUCUCGCUGUCCUUCCGCAUUGCCGGCGAUCCGAAACCAAAGCUGACCUUCAUGAAGGGCACGAAGGACAUUACCCAAUCGGAUCGGGUCAGCAAAGAGGUGUCCGAUGACUACACAAGAUUCUCAGUGCAGCAAGCCCAGAUCUCCGAUUCUGGCACCUACUUCGUGGUAGCCCGCAACAACUUUGGCACCGACAGGAUAUUCGUCACUGUGACGGUAAAUCCGCGCGCUCGAUCCGCGACGCCAACGCAACCACGAUGGGGUCUUCCCCUGGACAGCUAUAGCGACACCUCGUACUUCAGAGAUCCACCGGGUUGCAUAUCCACCGAGCCACUGGUCGUGGAUUCCGGACCCACUCACAUCUCGUUGUCGUGGGGCAAGCCGGUUAGUGCCAACUCUGCUCCGGUUAUGGCCUACAAGGUUGAGGCCUGGGUGGUGGGUCACGAGGGCGGAGCCUACUGGCGGGAGUUGGGUCUAACGCCCAUCAACUCCUUCGACGCCUUCAACCUGAAGCCCAACGUUGAGUACCACUUCCGAGUGACGCCCAAGAACCGAUAUGGCUGGGGACCCACCGUCCAGACCAGCAGUCCACUCCAAGUGGGCGGUGUCGAGUGCCUGCCGGAAUUUGUCAAGAUUCUGCCGGGACAGGCCAAGGCACUGUUGGGCUCCUCCUUCACGCUGCAGUGCAACAUGCGUGGAGCGCCAAGGCCCCAGGUCACCUGGUUCAAGGAUGGCAUUCAGUUGAGCAGCAGUUCGGAACGCGUCAAGAUCCGGCAGAUCGGUUCGACCUGCGCCCUCACCAUUGCCACCGUCAGCGAACUGGACUCGGGUCGUUACACCUGCGAGGCGACCAACUCGAAGGGCAGGGUUUCCACAUUUGCCCGCCUCCAAGUCGUCUCUGAUUCGAGAAUCUAUGAGGCAGAUUCACGUUUGAAGGAGAUCGCCCAUGGUCGCAAUGUAGCCGAUGUCGGUGACUCGCUACCUAUCUUCACCAUGCGCCUAAGGGAUCGACGCGUCCAGGUGACCUACCCGGUACGACUCACCUGCCAGAUCGUAGGCUAUCCCGUGCCAGAGAUCCUGUGGUACAAGGACGAUGAGCUCAUCCACACUGAUAGAAAGCAUCUGAUUAGCGCCGAGGGACAGUUCUUUACGCUGGAAAUCGCUGCAACCACGCUGGACGACAGCGGAACGUACACCUGCCUGGCGAGGAACGAGCUGGGUUCCGUAUCCUGCCACUGCACCCUGGUGGUGGACAAGGGCAUUCGAGCGUACAUCUCACCCGAUUUCUAUGUGCCCCUGGAUCCCUUCUACAUAUUCCGCGAGGGUUCCGAAAUCCGUCUGUCCACAAAGGUCGAAGCCUAUCCAUCCGUAGGUGUCACCUGGCAUCGCAACGGAAUGCGCCUGCGACCCAGCCGUCGUCUGACCGCCACCUUGGACUCCAAUGGUUAUGUGGAGCUCAUCAUUGCCGAGGCCACUGUGCGCGAUGCAGGAAUCUAUGUGUGCGUUGCAUCCAAUGUCGUGGGUAAAGUGGAGACCAUCUGCCGCGUGGCCGUUGAGGAGGCGGAGAACAAGGCGGUGGCACCGCAGCGAUCCCUGGAAAUUCCCAGCAUUAAGACUGAUGAUCUGCCUUAUUCCAAGGAGCCCCUGUUUGUGGUCAAGCCACGAUCCAGCGAGGCCUACGAGGGUGACAACGUCAUCAUAUUCUGCGAGGUGGUCGGCGAUCCAAAGCCCGAAGUCGUUUGGCUGCGCGAUUUUCUAAAUCCGGAGUACUACAAGGACGCGCCACACUUCCGGCGAAUUGGAGACGGACCCGAGUACAGGCUGGAGAUACCCAGCGCCAAAUUGGAUUUCACCGGCACCUAUUCCGUGAUAGCCAGCAAUUGCCAUGGCGAGGCCAAGGCUGUAAUAUCGCUACAAAUAUUCGCCAAAGAUAUACUCAACAAAAGCCGCAUGGAUAAAGUGCACACGAGACAUGGCAACAUCGAGACCCUUCCCCGAUUCGUUCGCAACUUGCGAAACCUCCGCUGUUGCGAUGGGGAUGCGAUAUCGCUGGAAUGUCACGUUGAGGCCGAUCCGGAGCCGUUCAUCAUCUGGGAAAAGGAUGGGCAUGUUAUGCCCAGCGAUCGGGACUACGUGAUGUCUUUCGAUGGAACCAAGGCAACGCUGAGCAUACCGCGCGUAUAUCCAGAGGAUGAGGGCGAGUACACGUGCGUGGCCAAGAACUCGGUGGGUCGCAGUCUCUCUUCCGCCUGCAUUAUAGUGGAUGUGCCCGAGGAGAAGGAGAAUAUGCUCAGCCGCCAGCUAGCGCGUCCCAGUGGCCUGCUCUCCGCCCACUCCACGCCCCGUUCUACGCCGAGAUCCACGCCCGCCAGAAGUUUCUCUCCCCUGCGCCUAUCGUACCGCACCAGCAGCAUCGAUCUGUCCGGCGUGGCGGAACGCAGGCGUAGUGAUGCCCGGAAUGCCAUCACGGCGCCAAAGUUUCUCGCCAUUCCCUACAAUCGCGUCGUCGAGGAGGGCGACAGUGUGCGCUUCCAGUGCGCCAUCUCCGGACAUCCCACACCGUGGGCGACAUGGGACAAGGAUGGCCUGAUUGUGACACCCACGCCGCGCAUUGCCGUCAAGGAAAUCGAUGACCUUCGCAUCAUAGAGAUCGAUGAGGUGACCUUCGACGAUGCCGGCCUGUAUCGCGUCACGCUGGAGAACGAUUUCGGUCGUAUUGAGGCCACCGCUCGCUUGGACGUCAUCCGCAGCUCCCGCUACUCCAAGUCGCCUUCGGUGCGCAGCGUGCGUGCCUCCUCCUCCCGCCGUAAUGCCCACUUGUACAGGCGCAUCAUGGGUCCAUCCACAGCAAUUGGCGGACGCAUGGCUCUGGCAAGUGGCUAUCGGGGUUCGUCGGUGCCCUCGGUGAGAUUCUAUCACAACGACGUGGAGCUCGAGGCCUCGGAACGAGUUCACAUCCUGCUGCAGGACUCGAUGGCCCUGCUCAUAGUGGACAAUGUGACGCGCGAGGAUGAAGGCCAGUACACCUGCAUCAUAAGCGGCGACCACGAUCCCCUCAUCACUUCCACCACCGUCACCUUCCACGACUCGAAUACGGAGAUUCGCAGGCGUCGUGCUGUCAUCACGGAACGACUGCCCGAGAUUACUAAAUCGCUGGAGGGCGAGGUGAUCGAUCUGUGCUGCUCCAUCGAAUGCGAUGAACCCUACAGCUACGUUUGGUUGCGAAAUGGCGAGAUUCUGCCAGACAGCGAUGAGUUCAAUUACAUUGAUCACGGCAAUGGACGCCUCUGCCUGCGAAUCAACGACGCCUUCGACAUUGACUCCGGCAUCUACAGCUGUCAGGUGUUUACCAGCGACAUCAACGACUCCACCUCCGACUCCACCUUCGACUCCCAUUCGAUCUGCAGCUUAAUCAACAGCGGAUGCAGCGAUUGCAGCAGCAGCGGUGAGCUGUGCGUCCUGGAGCGUGAUCUUCGUGGCCAGGAUGAAGAGUGUGUUCAGCUGCUGAAGACGCCACUUCCGGUGGUCUGCGCAUCCGGCGAUGAAGCUCUCUUCUACGCCCGUGUUUUCCCCUGCGAUGCGGAAGCCGACUGGUAUCUCAAUGGCCAGCUUUUAGCCCAAGCGGAUGACUCACUUAACAUGACGUUGGAGUCUUAUCCCGAGAACGGCAUUCGGCUUCUGCGCAUGCGUGACGUGACCGCAUCGAGAAGCGGCGAGAUCUGUCUGCAGGUGAAGCAUCCCCAGGCGGAGUUCCGUCGAAUUCCGACCACACGCACCUACACCAGCCUCCUGGUACUGCCCGCCAUCCGUGGCAACAGCUCCAGUUCCUCGCUGGCGGCCAGAAGCUGCAUUUUGACACGCCCCGAGGACUGCACCGCCUUGAUCGGUGGACAUGUUCGGCUGAGCGUUCGCUACGAGCCAUUCCCGGGCACCAAAGUCAUCUGGUACAAGGCGUGUCAUCCCAUUGUGGAAAGCUCCAAUGUGACGAUCCGGACGACGAGCCAACAGUCGACGCUCUACAUCACGGACAUCUCGGCGGACGACAGCGGCAAGUAUACGGUUGAGGUGAUGAACGACUAUGGCGUGGAGGCAGCCGCUGCCUCGGUGGCAGUGGAAGGUCCUCCGGAGCCACCAAGUGGCCAGCCCAGUGUAUCGCUGGGUCCAGAUCGCGUGGCAGUGGCCUGGUGUGGUCCACCCUACGACGGUGGCUGUAUGAUCACAGGUUUUAUCAUUGAGAUGCAGACCAUUGGCGAUGAGAACUGCGAUGAGGACAGCUGGCAGCAGGUUACCCGAGUGGUGGACAGCUUAGCGUACACCGUCAAAAACCUCCAGCCGGAGAGGCAGUACCGAUUCAGAGUGCGUGCCGAGAAUAUCCAUGGACGCAGUGCACCCGGCCAGGCCAGCGAACUGGUACAGAUUACCAAUACGCCACAGAGGAGCACAUCAUCGGAUGCCAGCGAUCGUUUCGGACAAGCGACAGUGAGCGUGCAGUCUGGUGGAGAUUUCAAAUCCCGCUUCGAGAUCAUCGAGGAGCUGGGCAAGGGACGAUUUGGCAUUGUCUACAAGGUGCAGGAACGCGGUCAGCCGGAGCAGCUGCUGGCCGCCAAGGUGAUCAAGUGCAUCAAGUCGCAGGAUCGGCAGAAGGUGCUCGAGGAGAUCUCCAUCAUGCGCGCACUGCAGCAUCCCAAGCUCCUUCAGCUGGCUGCCUCCUUCGAAAGUCCCAGGGAGAUUGUCAUGGUGAUGGAGUACAUCACUGGCGGAGAACUGUUCGAACGUGUGGUGGCUGACGACUUCACCUUGACCGAAAUGGACUGCAUCCUGUUCCUGCGACAGGUUUGCGAUGGCGUGGCCUACAUGCACGGCCAGAGUGUGGUGCAUCUCGAUCUGAAGCCGGAGAACAUAAUGUGCCAUACGCGCACUAGCCACCAGAUCAAGAUCAUUGACUUUGGUCUGGCCCAACGACUGGAUACGAAAGCACCCGUUCGGGUUCUCUUUGGUACUCCCGAGUUUAUACCACCAGAAAUCAUUAGCUACGAACCCAUAGGUUUCCAGUCCGACAUGUGGAGUGUGGGCGUCAUUUGCUACGUGCUACUCUCGGGUCUGUCGCCUUUCAUGGGCGAUACCGAUGUGGAAACCUUCUCGAAUAUAACUAGAGCGGAUUACGAUUACGAUGACGAGGCCUUCGACUGCGUUUCGCAAGAGGCCAAGGAUUUCAUCUCGCAGCUAUUGGUCCACCGAAAGGAGGACCGCCUGACCGCCCAGCAAUGCCUGGCGUCCAAGUGGCUGAGCCAACGACCAGACGAUAGUCUCAGCAACAACAAGAUCUGCACGGAUAAGCUGAAGAAGUUCAUCAUUCGACGCAAGUGGCAGAAAACCGGAAACGCCAUCCGUGCUCUUGGUCGCAUGGCCAAUCUUUCGGUGUCGCGAAGGAACUCAGCCAUUGCCAUGGGAGUACUGAGCAGUCCAAGGCCAUCGAUAUCGGGUCUGGGCAUGCUGACCACCAGUGCCAUUGGGAGUGGAACCAGCUCCCAGAUGACAUCGCUCCACGAAGAGGAGGACGACUUCAGCGGCGAGAUGCCGCCAGUGGAGAAGCGCACCGUUCUCAAGCUGCGAGAUAAAUCCCAGUGCAGUGAACGCAGUGAUUCAGGCUACAGUGAGUGUUCCAAUUGUAGUGGAGCCCAGGAGACGCUGCUACUCUCGCUGGCCAAAUCCAAACUGGAGGCUAUAGCGAAGGCGAGCACCUUGCCCACGGUGGUGCACGAUACGGAGCAACCCGUUAGCCUGGAGCUGCCCACCAAGGGCGAAGCCAUCAUGCGCUCCGACUUUACCAACACCAUCAAGAUGCGCAAGAAGUCACUGGAGGACAGUGCUGCACGGGAGAAACCCAGGUCCAAACCCCAGGUCAAGCCGCUCUUGUGUGAGUCCAAGCUGAAGGUGUCCCAGCUGAAGGACAGGUUCCAGGUGUCCCCUGCUCCUGCUUCUGCAUCUGCAUCCGCAUCCGCUGCUAACAAACCUCCGCUUGCCUAUGGGCCCUUCAAAAUAGCCAAAGUGGCGAGUGUGGGACGCAUCAGUAGAACAGAGGAGCCGGGAAGGAGCGGUAGAGGCGCACCCAGUGUAUCCGGCAAAGGCAAGUCACCCCAGGUGCGUUCCAUGCCCAGCUCUCCGCUGCCUCAGCGAUCCGCUACGCCGACGCGGCUGAUGAGCCAACGUGUCCGUGAGGCGGCCGAGCGUCUUGCCCAACAGCACACGGUGGCCAGUGCUCAGCGGCAUUUGGGCAAUGGGAGAGGCACUGGCACUGGCAAUGGAAAUGGCAAUAGCAAUAGUAAUGGCAAUGGUAAUGGGAACACCGCGGAGACGAAUCGCGAAUCACGCGCGCGACGUCUCAUCAACCGAUUCAAUAGCGAAACGCAGCAUAUCACGUCCUAGUUUAAGUCGGUUAAAUGCCGACGAGCAUAACUUUAUUACAGAUAAAGCAGAUAUAGCAUUGUUUAAGUAAAAAAUAUAUAUAUAUACCCCAGAGAAACUUUACGAAACACUCGAAUAUGAAUGCGACUGCGGAUCAGCAUCCCACCCACCCACACACACACGUCUACCCACUCACAGUAGGAUAUAUGUAUGUAUGUCUGCAUUCAAGCGGAUGCACUCCCUCCGUUCAGAGGGAACUGUACUUAGGCUAGAGGAAGCUAAGUGUUUAAAUUAUUGUAUCGAUUUAUAUACAUAUUUACCAUACUAAUUAAAGUUAAUGUAACG